Molecule: messenger RNA, 8401 nt
Organism: Siniperca chuatsi (mandarin fish)
Lineage: Eukaryota; Metazoa; Chordata; Actinopteri; Centrarchiformes; Sinipercidae
Gene: tasora
Product: transcription activation suppressor a
Exons: 28
Coding region: 186-6803 (2205 amino acids)
Biological process (GO): negative regulation of gene expression, epigenetic; protein localization to heterochromatin
Cellular component (GO): nucleoplasm; heterochromatin
Molecular function (GO): chromatin binding
Source: RefSeq, a predicted model, not a curated record
UUAAGUUAAAUCUCAGUGAAGAAGAGCUCAGUUCCCAGGAAGCAUGGCGCGGGUUGUGUAUUGGUUCGAUUCCCUGCGCUGCGGGAUCAGGAGGUAACAGCGGUGUCGUCGCGGGGCUCUAUCCGAGAAACAGUGACAGAGUGACGGUUGGGAAGAGACGCGGCGGUUUGGUCGAGAAUCUGACAAUGGACGACAACCUGGUUCGGAGGGAGGCAGCCCGUCCGAGGAGGGUGUCUGCUGCUGCGGAGCUUGAAGCUAAUGUUAGCCUGCAAGAUGGCGAGGUAAUCGAGGUUCACCCAGCCAGAGAAACUCAACCAGGUCCGGGCAGACUGAGUGCUGCUGGUGGGAGGAUGGAGAGGAGGAAAUCGGCACCGCAGGGUCUCUACCAGAGAUAUAUGCCGAUGGAGCCCCUCAAGUUCCCCAUACCGAGGAAAACCAAGGAAAAGAGAGCUCUGUUCCAGUAUGUCUCCACUGAGUCCAGGGAGUAUGAAGACAUGAUGGCCAUCCUGACCUCCGGCUACAUCGACACUGGCUCUGCUGGCUGCUUCACCUACUGCAAACCUCGGCUCGUCCACAGUGAGGUGCUGGAGAAAGAGUUUGUGGAGAAGAGGAGGGAGAUGAAGGCAGACGGGAGGACAGACAAGGAGCUGGAGGAGAGCUACUGUUUCCUUUUGGCUGAUACUGUUAAGCUGUCCUGCGUCAGUGAGAAGGGGCUGUUUGUGGGUCAGAGCUGGCUCACAGUCCUGGGAAACCCCAGUAAAGGAGUGUAUCUGUCCAGGUACUCAGACUUACUCCAGAUUAACUCUAUAACCCCUGGAGCCACUGGGGAGAUCCUCAUCUUCAAAGUGAUGAAGGGGAAAGUGAAAAGCAUCUAUGAAAACAUGAAGAACCUUCUAGAUCCAACGCCUCGCUUCGACAGCCACAUCUCCAAGAACGCCAGCAAAGUCACCUCACUCAACUCCUACCGUGCCUUCGAACUCACACAACAAUACUUCUAUGAGUACUCAUUUGACGAGCUGCGGCAGCGGCCUCGCCAGGUUUGUCCGUACGCCGUCGUCUCCUUCCAGUUUAAAGGAAAAGACUCUCCACUUCCAAUCAAACCUCUGGCCCCCAUCAGGUUGAACAGUCAAUCAGCAGAGGGGAGUAAAGAGCAUGCUCAGUUCACAGUGUGGACUGGAGAUUUGGUGAAAGGUGACCAGGUUCUCUUUCAGAUCUGCCUUCGCUCCUUCUCUCCUCCUUUCCUGCCCCACAGACUACAAGAGAAGUUGGAAAUUGGUUGGUUGAUGAGGCUUGACCAGGUGACCAAGCUCCUCCCCUCUGAUCUGUUGUCCUACAACCUCUACAACAGCAGCCAAGAAGUUGUGAAGAAUGGCCAUUGCUGCAGUCUUCUGGAGGUGACUGACAGAAGUCGGUCUACGACCAGCGUGACAAGACUGCUGCAGGAACUGGAGAUAAAGAGAGUGGUUCUGGUGACUCCACUUACAGAUAGAGGCUUUCUCUUCCUGCUAUCCAGUGUUCAGAUGGCCACACCUACUGAGAGAGGAGAGAGCUGGAAGAGGUGUCUUCAGGCCUUGUUUGUCUUCCCAGAGUCCAGAGAUGCAGCCAUAUCCGCAGUAAGGUAUGCUUCCUCUUCCCAUGAUGCCUCACAGUCGUUGAUGUCUGGUGGCACGGUGAUGCCGCGUCUGAACCAGUUUAUCCCAGCGUUGCACCAUGCCCUGGUCAAGGCCCGUGCCAACCCCCCUCCUGAGCUGUCUGCCGGUGUGGAGCGCCAGGCACGGGAAUACCUCAUCGGCCAGAACGAAGGGAAGGUUCGACAGUACCCGAUGGGCGAAUACGAAUCCAAAUUGGAUGAGCAAGGAAAGCUGUUUCCUGCUCCCAACCACCACCGGGUGAACAUGGAUGGUUAUCUUCGCUCCUACAUGUACAGCCCCGCCCUCUACCUGUUAUCAGUGGCCCGGGCCAGGCAGAUGGUGGAGGCGCACUGUGGCCCAGAGGAGCCAGAGGAGGUGAGGCUCGCGAAGAGCUGUGGAGACCAGAGAGAGGCGACGGGGAAGGGGGCGACUGGCAACACUAGAGACGGCCAGACCAACACUCAGAAGAUGCAGCAGCUGAUAAACCUGGUUUUGACCUGUAAGAGGAAUGCAGAGAAUGAGGUGAAGAGGGAGGAAGGAGAAGGAGUGAAGGCACCAGGGAGGAAGAGGAGACUGGAACAGGAGACGGCAGAGAGGACGCUUAAAUUCCUGAAGGCAUCACAGGAACCGGGAAGACAUAGCAAGAUUCCAGUUGAGGGAAACCAAGUCCCAGCCUCUCCUGGCUCUCUUGCGUCUGUGAUUGGCUCAGUGGGUUUGAAGGACGUUGAUCUGAGGGAAGAUGGAUCUGAACUAGCUGCCAGACUUCUCAGGCUGCUAACAGGCAUCAACAAGGCUGCCAGGGGAACAGCCAAUCAGAGCCUUUGUGAAGUGCAAGAGGAGGGGCAGAGGGAAUCCUGUCCAUUUGAUAGUUUGGCCACCAAGCUGGGUCUGCCCACCAACUGUGACAUUGACCUGAGGAAGCAGGAGGAGCUGGAGGAGCAGACGGCAGGCAGCAUCAGUAGUUUGGAGGGAUUCAGUCCCAGCUCCCACAGCGGGGAGAUGAAUCACCACGGAGCAGCAGGUAGAGGAGAAGGGCUGGGGAGGAGAGCAGGAGGAUUCGAAGAGGAUGAGGAAGAGGGGGAAGUCCCGUGGGUUCUCAUCCCCAUUACAGGUCUGUGUUCAGAGAGGUACACCCAGAGAGAUAGAAACAUCCCUCAGGACCCUCGCUUCCAGCACCUCACCACGGCAACAAGCAUCACCACAACAACCAAACCUCCCAGGAAGAGCCCCACCUCGUCUCCUGAGCCCAGCCUUCCUCCCUCCCCAUUCCAGUGCCCAUCUCCCGAGCCUAGUCCUCCUCCCUCCCCCUCCCAAUGCCCAUCACCUGACCCCAGCCCUCCCCCUUCACCCUCCCAAUGCCCGUCUCCAGAGCCUAGUCCUCCCCCUUCCCCGUCUCAAUGCCCGUCCCCGGAGCCCAGCCCUCCCCCCUCUCCCUCCCAAUGCCCAUCUCCACAGCCCAGCCCUACCCCAUCUCAUUCCCUCUGCCCCUUUCAUCAGCUCAGCCAUCCCCUCUCUCCCUCCUGGUGCCAGUCCCCGGAGCCUAAUGAGCUCAGCCCCUUUAACAAGGACCACAGUGGUGCUAACGAGGAGCAGUUAGCCCCCACAGCCUCCAUGGAGUUUGCAGGAAUGUCUAAGGACAGAGAAGCGAAACCUCAGUGGAAAGAAAAGAAGAAUGAGGAGCCAUCCAUUUCUGUAUCCAUCCAGCCAUCUAUCCCUCCAGCUUCAGAGAGGAGGACAAACCCCUCACCACCAGCCACUGAGCGAGAGAAGGAAGAUGACGAGGGGAAAACAGGGGAGGUGAAAGAGGUAGAGGCAGAACCUUUAGAGGAGGAAAAGGAAACACAGCCAGUUGAGAGAGUGCAAAAGCGAGGGGAAGAAGAAGCAGACGAGGGUAAUCAAGAUGAGGACAUGGUGGACAUGAAACAUGUGGUAGCUAGUGAUAAGGAGCAAAAAGGAGAAGUGAAGGAACUGGUAGGUAGCUCUUUUUUUUCUCCGUCUGUCUCCUCACCUCCUUCUCGCCCGCUCAGAGAUAUUGACAAAAUUGUGGACAAACACGUGGGCGACUUCUCCUCUGAGAUACAGCUCCUCCUGCAGGAGGAGAGCAUUCAUUACAACUUCCCACAGUCCCCUCACUCCACUUCAAACACAGAAUUCACAGCACUUCAACACACACUCCCACACCCCCCCAUAUCUCAGCCCAUAUCAAAGUUUUCACAGUAUGUGUCUUUCUACAAUCCCUGCCCCCCUGUCCAGGACUAUGUUAACUCACUACAGGACAGCAUUGACAGCAUGCUAACAGAGUUUGAUGACAGGUGGCCGAGCCAUAAGCCUGUCACCAACCGGACUAAUGCUGAUGCUGCAUUGGCUAGCAGAGUUAGUGCUUUUGUGUCCAGCAUCCGAGCAGCUAAUGCUAAAACAGGCAGAGAUGAUGAUGGUCUCUGUGGUGAACUGACAGCUGCUGAUGCCGGUGCUUCAGUCAGUCAAACUCCUGCACUCUUCAGAGGAAGUGAAGUGUGGCAGCCAAAUACAAUCACUAAACAGUUUCCUGAUGCUACAAACAACAGGAAUCCCCCAACUUCUAAUGUCACUUUAUCUGUUACUACAUCUGCGUCUGGUUCUGUCAACAAGCCUACCAGCACUGCCGUCCUCCAUCCUUCUCCUAACAAGUCCCCACAGUCCCACUGGAAACCACAGCAAAGCCACACUUUAGAGGUUGAUAGAACAGUCACUCAUAACAUCAGACAAACACAGGACAACACCACUUCCGGGACUAUACAUUGUAUCACUAGAGUAGAAGGUGGGAGUAGUACAAACUAUGAGGUGACUUUGCCAGGGUUCAGCGGUGUCUCUGAGCCGGUCUCCAGUCCGGCCUCUGUCUCCGUCCCGAGGCCCGGCACAGGUCCGGCUCCCCCGGCCACAGCCCUGAGCUCCCUGAUUAGCCAGCUGCAGCCAGAGGUGUUCAACAGCCUGGUGGAGAUCAUCAAAGACGUCAAGAGAAACUCCCUGCAGUUCUACCUCCACAGCACCGAGCCAGAGGACCAGGUCUAUGAAGACGUCAAGGAACACCUGAUGAAGCAGGGUAACGUGGAGCAGAGUCCUGUGGCUUUUCUGAACCAAGAAAACUCUGACAACAGACUGCUGGUCAUCAUUAAGAACAAAGACAUAGCUGGACACGUACACAAGAUCCCGGGUUUGAUGUCUCUGAAGCGACACCCCUCUGUGGUGUUUGUGGGAAUCGAUACACUGGACGACAUCAGGAACAACAGCUACAACGAGCUUUUUGUUUCUGGAGGCUGCAUCGUUUCGGACGAGUUAGUCCUCAAUCCAGACUUCAUCACUCAUGAUCGACUGGCUGCACUGCUGAUGUUCCUGGAACAGCACAGUUCUCCAGACAGUGUCUGGAGGUGGAAGGUUCACUGCAAAACCCACAAGAAAUUAAAAGAACAAGCCAGGUUCAGGAGAGAUGCAGCCAACCUACUGGACGUACUGUCAGCCUAUCAGAAGCGGCAGAUCGUUGAGUUCCUCCCCUACCAUCACUGCGACAUGAACAACCAUCAGUCACCUGACCUGGACUGUCUUAAGGAGCUCCAGGCCCGAUACACACAAUACCGACACACAGUCUUCCUGACUGAUCAUAAUUUUGAGAAGUUCCCUGCAUACUCCAGUGGUGGCAUCAUUGUGGCGAGUAUUGAAGGAAUUCUGCACGACUUCACCAGACUGGUCGGUUACCAUGACAUCAAGGACAAGCAGCCAAUCCUAGAUGACAUGCUUGCUCCCAAACGUCUCGGGAGGCAGCUGAGUCAUAGUGACUCUGUGUUGGGCUCUGAACCCUCACCCUCUAUCUUCCCAGAGCACAUCCAUCCCCUCUCCUCGAGUGACCAACCCCAACAUCUCCUCCAGCAGUCCGUCUCCAGCCUCCCCCCUCUCUCCCACCUCUCUGACCAACUCGUCCCAGAUGCCUCCUGUAAGGAAGGUGUGCCGCACCAUUCAGGCACAGACUUUGAGGUUCUUCGAUUCGCCAUCUCACAGUUACGGGCUGAGCGUCAGGCUCAGCAGCUGCAGCAGCAGCAGGCAGAGUUGAGCAUUAAUCCCAUCAAAGGCUUCCUUCCCAAUCCCAUUUGUACAGGUAGCCGUCACACCACCCCUCUUUUAGGUCAAGGAGGUCCUUCUGAGUCGGUCCAGCUCACUCCUGGCAAGAAAGCAGUGGCAGCCACUCUGGAGUUAAUUCACUCAGCACUGCAGCUGGAGCUGGGGGAGGAGGAGAGGAGGGAGGACGGAGCAGAGACUCCCACAGAGGGACAGAGGAAAGGAGGAAGUCGAGGAGGAGGUGAGCCUGGAGAUCAGAGAGAUGGUACACCAGUAAGAGUGGAAAACUGGGGUCCCAGUAAUAGCGACACGUCUACCCCUUCGUCCAAUCAAAACACAGCUGCAGUGACAGGACCAAGUAACCAGAUAGACUCAGCCAGUGAUGGGAGAGGGAAAGCAGCUCAACAAGGAGAACCUGCAUUUCUCAAAGCAGCUAAACAUGGUGCAGCUAAACAUGGUGCAGCCUCCUCCAGUGCCACAGCUUGUCCUGUAGAGGGCGACAGAUCAAGAGACACACAGUCAGGCCAACAACAGCCAAUAAGAGGAGAGGGAGCACCACCUGGCAACAGCACUGUGGGAACUGCCAGUGGCACCAAGGUAACAGGAAGUAUCACCAUGGUAACAGACCAGGAAGAUAACCUAAAUCCUGCUCUGCCCCGUCUACAACAGAUCCAACAGCCCCAACAUCAUCUGCAGCAACUGAACAACCAGCAGCAGCAACUAAAUGAGCGACAGCAGCUCCAGCAAGGUCCGUCACACCUACAACAACCACCUCACAGCCAGCAGCAGCGUGGCGCCGGCCUCCUGCAGCCCCCCCACCUGCCUCGACUCCCCAACCAGCCUUUCUCUCGGGGCCCCUUGCUUGGGCCCCUGACUGCCCUGGGAGGUGGCCUCCUGGGGCCCACGCCUGUCUGGCCAGGUGGCCUCGGCCCUGCAGGUGCUGCUGCCGCGCUGGUCUGGGGCUUCCAACAGGCUGGCAGGGACUUCACUGGUCAUAGACUGCUGGGGGGGUUACACAACCCUGCAGGUCAGGGCAGCAACAGAUACAGAGGGGGGCAACGAGGAGGAGGCUUUAACGGGAUGUAGAGAGUCCGUUUAACUACACCAGCUGAUUAUCCCAGGUAACAAGUUCCCCACUAACCUCCACACACCUGCUGCGGACCAUGCAGCAGGUUUAAGAAGAGGAAGAAAACCAAAAACUACCACCCCUGUUACCAGAAUCUCAUUCUAGUCAAAUGCAGAGGUUGAAACACUCACAUCUCAGGUGCACAGGUGCACUGAAGAAAGAGGGCAGAAGGAGACAGCACUCUGUAUGCAGCUCCCAAGGUUCAUUAUUUGUCAUCACAAAAUAAGGGUGAUGUCUAACCCUGAUCCAGGACCGUCAUAGUACAUAUCAGGGUCUCCAAGAAUCUGGACAUUUCAGUCUCUCGGGUUUAUAAAAUUGGUUACAGUAAGAAUGUUGAAAAUACAAACUCGUCUCUUUUUUCGGUUAGGGUUAAGGGUUAUUUUUGCAUUUAUCUGAUAUUGACUGUAGAGAUACAUUUUUGAAAAGGGGACCGUCCUAAUUUGUAUUGACUUUAAUUUAAUAUAUAUAUAUAUAUAAUUUAAGAGACCUUUCUUAGUUCUAGUAAAUUGUGUUUUUAGUUACUCUGCACCCACCUGAUAUCACUUCCCCCACCUUUUAAAGUCAGAAGAAGAUUAUCUACCAUUGUUUGACUUGGUAUUUUCAAUAUUCUCUGUCCUCUGAGUGACUGAAACGUCCAGGAGAUGGAGAUCCAGGACUGUGAUAUGUAGUGUGACAGUCCUGGAUCAGGGCUUGGUGAUGUUCCCGGCCACAUGUUCUUCAUCAGACGACCAGACACUGAAACACUGUGUCACUCUCUGAUGAAACUAGAUAAAACCUUGUAGUAACCCUUGUGUAGUGUGCAGUGUGUGAAUUAAAAUAAGUCAAUGUACCUGCUUACACAGCAGAAAUCAGCUGCUGUAGAGUUUGGCUAGAAUACAAACCUGCAGCCUGCUGAGUCUCGGAUUGGAAACCUACCAUUUACUACCUACUGUAACCACUACCUGCUGACCUGUUAGUACUGAAGAAGUCAGAAAAAACUCUGAAGGAAAAGGCCAUAUCUCUCCCUUUGGAUAUUAAGAGUUUUUUUUUUAAAUAACAGAGUUUCUUUGCCAUGUUUUGCAAAGUUUUAUUUAAUCUCACUCAGCAAAACAAACUGAAAGAGAUCAACCUGGCAUGUACAUGAGCUCUUUAAUCAAGAGCAUUGACUAAAAUGUUAAAAAGCUCUGGUGGAUCCCAGUUCCCGGAACCCUCGAGGAUGUUUUCUACAGUGAGAAAACAUGAGGUAUUUAUUCGUUCUCUUUGCAUCAUGGGAGACACCGAGAUGCACCCUGGGUCUUAAAGUGGAAACUGAGACUAUGGAAGAACUUAAGAAAAAAACCUGUAAAGGAAUAAGAUGGACAGACUGCCUUACACGUCUUCCAGCGGACACUCUUUAUGUCUUGUAAAAAAACAGUUUUUUGUACUGAAUGUUUGGUUUGUUACCCUGGGAACUGUUUGUGUUUAAUGUUGUAUGUACAAUAGGAAGUGACUCUGUAACAGACUGGUUUUAACUUAAGUCAUAUUUUUAUGUUUUUUUACAUCAGAGAUUUUUUGUAUUAAAACUUGCCUGCGUAAACCA